Molecule: messenger RNA, 1881 nt
Organism: Papaver somniferum (opium poppy)
Lineage: Eukaryota; Viridiplantae; Streptophyta; Magnoliopsida; Ranunculales; Papaveraceae
Product: proteasome subunit alpha type-2-like
Exons: 7
Coding region: 1186-1449 (87 amino acids)
Cellular component (GO): proteasome core complex
Source: RefSeq, a predicted model, not a curated record
UCUCCACUCACGACUCAGUGACUCACUCACCACACCACCACCACCACCACCACCACUACCACCACCACAAGGUCCACAACCACCAUCCACCACCUCCAUAACCACCGCAAACACAGCAACUUCUUCUUCUUUUUCAUCUCCAGUUCUUCUUAUCCCUCUUCUAGUUUUGUUUUAAUCUUGUUUGUUUGAUUAACUAUUGAUAACUCUAUAUAAGAGUUACAUAGGUCAGAAAUGUUGGAGACGAAAAGGUUGAGGAUAACAUCUGCAACUUCGCAAUGAAGGGUUUAACUCCAUCGUUGUGGAUGUGGGUGAUGCUUCUGGGUCAGCCACACCGAAAACAACCCCAGAACGAUAUGCUACAGCUCUGCAAUGCAUAUAAAUGUUCCUGAGGGGUACAAUGUCGCUCACUUUAAUCAUCAUAUAUUAGGGGCUUACUCUUUAAUGUCAUUCCGCAGUAUCAACUUUUUAGGCUUUCUUUGUAUAUUAAUUUUAUAAAAGUGAUGGGAGUUUCCGAUACAAUCUUGUCAGCAUACUGAUUUUACUAACUUCUGUAACCUAGAAUCAUAAAUGGGGUGGGAUAUACAAGGCAGCUGAGCCUGAGACCAGCUUAGAAACUGACUGCUAACUUUACCAUAUGAACUUAGAAAAUUUCACGGGGUGGUACAAUACUAGGCCGAACACGAGUAGUGCAAGAAAUUUAUUUAUAGGUAAUUCACUUCUUCUUUGAAUUUUCCCAUGUAAUAAGAUCACUCGGCCUGUCAAAUCUGCUUGAGUUUUCUUCAUUCAAUCUUUUAUGUUGUAUGUGUAAACUGCCAUACUGUAUUGUAACUUAGACAAUUCAUAUUACCAGGUUUAGUUAAUUAGUUGUGUUUAGACUUGUGAGACGUCACCCUAUUAAAGUUAAACUGCUAUGGUUACUGUAACUUGGAGUUUCCUAUAAAUUUUAUCAUAUUGAUCUUCUUUUUAUUCGUUUAAAUUUUGUGCAUUCACCAACUUGCUUGAAAAAGAGUUGUCUUAUGGGUACAUUUGGCUCUCAUUUUCGUUCACCUUUGCUGGAGCUUCUGUAUUUUAUCAUACAUUUUGCUGGUAAGGUUUACAUUUGCCAAUGGAUUCUUUUUUGAGUAGGCUCAUCUUGUCUGGAAAAGUUAAUGAAGCCAUUGGCGGUGACAGUUAGUAAUGUGAAAGAUGAAGGAUGUUCGAGUUCAGAAAAUUCAGUCUUUAACAACAAAUAUUGCAGCUGUAGACAGGUUCAGAAGAUUUCGUCUUUCACAACAAAUAUUGGAGUUGUAUACAGACAUGAUUGUAGGAAACUAUCCGUAUCAUGCAACUUUCAGAGAAACUGCGGCAGUUAUGCAGGAGUUCACUCAAUCUGGUGGGUUGAGGUCUUUCGGUGUUUAUUUGUUGGUGACUGGCUGUGAUGAUAAUAGUCCUCAAUUGAUGAUGGCGUGAAGUAGAUGCCUUAUCUAUUUGGGUUCAUGGGCUACUGAGCAGCUGGAGCUGACAAAUCCUGUUGAAGAGACAUUUCGGAUGCUCACUAUAAAGCUUGCUCAUAUACUGGGCUCAACAUUUCUGAUGAACCACAUAUUUCUCUUCUUAGUAUUUCCAGAUCAAGGACUUAUGAUGUCGGUAUUGGUUGAAAUAUCAUUUUCGACCAGAAAAAAGUUCGCAAUACACCUCAAAACACAGCAUGAUAAAAGUCACAAAAAAAAAAAAUCCAACUGUACAACUUGUGAUCCGUGAUUGGAUUAACAAACACAGAUGACCCUUCAUAUAUACUAACAUCAUCUCUCUCACAUGCGUCAUGACUCAUGUCUAAACAUUUAUUGAAAUAGAUAGUGUAAGCCUUAAAGGGACUGUUAUGGCUAGUUUAUGGUUAGACGA